ACAGGUUUUGUUUUUGACACGUCUGAUCACGUGUGCGUUAUGUUCCCUAAAGAGCUCAGAACACAAACGUAAGAGAGGAAGAUGGAGAAAAUGUUCUCACACUAAAAAGAAUGUGAGAAGCUUGAACGAAGACCACGCCCACGUGUACUUUUCAGCCAAUCCCUGGCGUUCCUCGGACCAACCUUCUGUUCUCCUGUCAGCUCUUCGUUUAUGAACAGAGCGCGGAAAAUCAUGCAGGAGAAAUACCCCGCGCGCGCAAACACACACACACACACCGCAGCUGAGAUGAAACAACACAAGCAAAAGAAAACGGUGGAAAUGAAAGAAGAUUGAUGUCAGUGGAAGAUUAAUAAAUCUGUGGUACUGGCACGCAGAGAUAAAGAUAAGGAUACGUUCGCGUAAAACUUCUGGAGACAGUGGAGACCUCGUCACGCUUUAAAGUGUUUGGUGCAGGUCAUUUCUCGAGCAGGUCAUAUCUCGGGUAGAUGAUGAACGACUCGGCAGCGUCGUGCGACUCUGGAGAGCUCUCUAACGGCUCGAUGCCCUGCGCGAACAUCACGGUGCCCGACUACGACGCGGCGUCCUUUACGCACGUCUUCCCCGCCGUCUACGGCAUCCUGUGCUCGGUCGGCGUCCUCGCCAACGCGCUGGUGAUCUACGCCGUGGCCACGUGCAAGAAGAAGUUAGUGUCGGACGUGUACGUGCUGAACCUGGCCGUGGCAGACCUGCUCUUCUUGCUCGUCAUGCCUUUCAACAUACACCAGCUCGUGUGGGAGCGUCAGUGGGUCUUCGGCGCGUUCAUGUGUAAAGCCGUGGUGGUGAUGGACGUGAGCAACCAGUUCACCACUGUGGGCAUCGUCACUGUGCUCUGCAUCGACAGGUACAUUGCCAUCGUCCAUCCCAUGUCGGAGAACCGCACCAUCCAAUGGACCAUCAUCAUCAACCUACUGGUGUGGCUCGGCAGUUUUCUCCUCACCAUCCCAGUCAUGAUCUAUGCAAAGGUAAUCUCCAAGAAGCACUCGAGUAUCUGCAUGAUAUACCUUGAUGGUCCCCAGGACAUGUACUGGUACACCUUGUACCAGUCGACCCUGGGUUUCCUUGUGCCCCUCAUCAUCAUCAGCACCUUCUACUCGCUGACCCUGUACCAUGUAUUCCAGUCGAUGCGCCGGGUCAAGCGAAAACAGUCCCACUGGGCCAAGAGAGCCACAAAGAUGGUUUUAAUGGUUAUUGCACUCUUCCUGCUGUGCUGGACACCGUAUCAUGUGAUCCAGAUGAUUAACUUGGGCAUCCAAGAGCCGACAGCAGCCUUUGUCUACGCCUACAAUAUCAGCAUCUGCCUGAGCUACUCGCACAGCUGCAUCAACCCGCUCAUGCUCCUGAUCUUUGCUCAGAACUACCGUGAGCGUCUUUGCCGUCAUCGUGAAACUCGCAGCAACAUGUCCAAGAACACAGUGAAGACAGAAGGAUGUUCUAGCAUGAGUCCUGAUACCACCCACCGCCUGACCAUCAUCUAAUUUCUGUUACAUCUUUAUUUGUUUGCCUAUUCUGGGGUCUCUUUAACGGCAGAAAUCUUUAACAUCGGGGUUUUGCUGGGAGGAAGAGUUCCAAGUAGAACCUGUUCAUGAAGCAAAAAAAUACUUCAUUGUUAAAAGAACCCUUGAGGAACCCUCUUUUCUAAGAGUAUUGUAUAAAUCAGUGUGGACCACAUGAACAAACAGUGUAGAGAGAUUGAUCAAACAUAACUUGUAAAAGGCUCUCAAGGCUCUUCCAUCUUUGCAUCAACUCUGGUUUGCUCAAUUAUGGAUCCAGAUUUCUCCACGCUGUUUGUGGCGACGUGUCGAUGGUUAAAACUAAUAUACGAAUGAAAUUGAACAUUAGUGAUUAGGGUGAGGUCAGGACAUUGGUCAGAGACGUACCUUCCUGAGAGCCAAAAUGAAUCGUGAUUCACCAGGCGGAAAGGAAAAAAAACAUGAGUCAGCAAUCAAGUCAAAUGGCUGAACUUGAUUUAUUAUUCUGCUAUUGCCCGUGAGCUACACGUAAGCCAUGGGAAAUAAUUGUUUUUAAAGAAAAUUCAAUGGGUUUUUAAUCUGUUAUUUUUUUGGAUGUUUAAAGUUGGUUGUAAGCUUGUGGCAGAGCAAAUGCCAGGCAGAAGUAAAAGAGAGCAUGACCAGGUAAUGUCGUUAUCUUGAAGUAUUCAGAUAUGUGUCAGAGAGGUUGAUGCUGUAUAUACACUCACAUGCAGUUAUCAGGUGAUGACCCACAAUUUUAUCCCAAAGUGCUAAAGGAAAAGUUCACCCUGAACAACUUGCAUACUAAUCUUUAUCUUCAUUUACAUCUAUGAUGAACUUCUUUCAAUUCAGUUAACAGCUUUAUUACCCUACACAAUGCCCUUCAAGGACCUGUUGAUAUUGCUGCAAUGAGAUUUAGCCCUCAUUUUUAGCCAUCUUUACCUAAAUAAAGCAAUGCGGCGGUGCUUUAAUCCUUUCAGUCUGUCCAGUUCUCGCACCUCCUCAUCUGUAAACUCUGUUAGAACAGAUCCGCUUCCAAAGUUUCAACAUUCAUGCAAAAACUCAAUCACCAUCAUCUUGCCGUUAUCUCCAUAAAAAGCCAAGGCUGAGUCUCGGCUCGAGCUCCACAUAGUUGUUGUAGCUGCAUUGCUUUCUGGGAGUUUAAAACAAGCUUUUGCAAAAAAGUGUAUCUCCAAAUUGUCUACUCUGGAUUCCACUAAAAAAAUGCUAGAAAACUAUUUUUAGGUGUUUAGACAGAAACCUGACCAGUUGUUAAGUCGCCGAAAUGUUUCUCACUGAAACAAAAGCAAUGUUCCACUGUGACAUCUAUCCGCUUGUUAACUCUGACACCAUGUGAAAUAGAUAGAAGGCAUUUCCGGGUCAAAAACCUUCUUCAGAUCCCAAAAGUUAACUUCUAAAGAUGCUAAAAAAAGACUAGCUACAGACAUAUUAAUAUAAACACAGCACCGCUAAUGUACUGGUACCUCAUUGUUUUCCAUAUAAAUGCUUUUCUGAGAGUCAGUCAGUGAGGUAUAGCACCUAUGAGCACCCAGUCCGCAGAGAUAACUGGCACCAUAUGGCAGCUUAAUUGAUUCGGGUGGAGAAAAAUGUGUCUCGUAUCGACAUGGAACGCAUGUGAAGAGACUGAACGCUGAAAAAGGGAGAGUCUGAGACAGUGGAAGACACCAUCAGCAACAGAUGGUUAAGAUAGAAUUUGCGAUUGAUGCUGCUGUUAUUGCAUGGUUUUUCAUAUUUCCUUGAUGUUAUGUGGUUUAAAGCCAUUCUAUCAUGUGAAGCUCUUGAAAAUACAAUCACAGUGUUCUUUAUUAGCUUUACUGAAAAAUCGUGACACAUUAUCUGAGCAGAGAUUCAUCUUUUCUGAUGCUGUAUUCAAUUCAAUUCGAUUCAUCAUCACUGUCUCAAAGCAGCUUUACAGAACAUAAGAAACAAAAAACAUAGUGCAAAAAGUCCUAGAUGUUAGACAAAAUCAUCCCUAGUGAGCGAGCCUGAGGCGACUGUGUGUAUUAAUUAGGAGGUUGUUGUCAUCAUCGAAGGUUACAUAGGGUUAGCAGCAUUGAUGCUGUAGUGUAGUGAAGACUGUGAGAUCAGCUUAGCUUUAACAUGUGCUAUAAAUGAACAGUGGUGAUAAAAGCCUGAGAGAUUCAGCCAACACAGUAGAAGCUUGGUCACGGAAACAGAAUUAUUCGAGGAUUGUCACGUCACGACUUACCAAGCGGAUACCACAGUCGACCGCACGAGUCGAGUACAAACACGAAAAACAAAAAUACGACCCUAACUAGCACAUCAUUAAACACAUCACAGGGGUGGAGUUUUCGUCGGUAUGUUAUUACUAUCCAAAUUGUGGUCUGUUUUUUUUUGUUUGUUCUUUUGUACACUCACCACAGGCUUGUUGUAAAUAUUGGCUUUGCACUUCAUGGCUACAGGGAAGGAAAAGGGCUAAAUGCUUUGUAACCGCUGACAACUCUUCGGUUUAGUAUGUAAAUACUAUAAAGUGCAUGCGAUAUUUUUUUAAAAGCCUUGAAUUGAGUUUCUUGGUACUUUAAAUAGGCAGCAUUUUUUUUUUUUUGGUAAAUCUUAGAUGUGGCACUAAACGCAGGUCUUGUGUAUGCAUGUGAAGUGUGACCAUCUCAUGUUUCUGCUGCUUCUGUUAUGUUCGUGUUCCCGUUCUCCCUCAAGGCGUUGUGGAACGUUUGUUCCCAGCAUAACGUGUUAAGCUUCAGUCAUGUGUCGCCAGCGGAAUUUCAAGACCCUGAAACGGCACAUUGUAAAAGCAAAUAAACAAACGACUGGAUUGAAGCCGAAACACUUCGCACUGAAUGUUGAUGCUCUACGUUUAUUAUUAUUAGCUCUCGAACUGACUAGCACUUGCUAAAACGGCCACUUUUUUCUAAAUCUGAUCUUGAGCUUUUCAUGAGAUUUAUCGAUGCUGAAAGAAGUUAAAUAAAUGUGGAAAUGUGAAAAACGGUCUCUUUUUCGCGUUCUCUAUACACAAACAACGGUGUCUUAGUGGUUAGCACUGUUGCCUCACAGCAAGAAGGUCCUGGGUUUGAAUCCCGGGUUGCAUG
Hemibagrus wyckioides is the source of this 4594-nucleotide messenger RNA. RefSeq names its product melanin concentrating hormone receptor 2b (gene mchr2b). The record is from RefSeq and is a predicted model, not a curated record. Lineage: Eukaryota; Metazoa; Chordata; Actinopteri; Siluriformes; Bagridae. The transcript has 2 exons. Gene Ontology annotation, biological process: neuropeptide signaling pathway. Gene Ontology annotation, molecular function: neuropeptide binding; G protein-coupled receptor activity. Gene Ontology annotation, cellular component: neuron projection; membrane. The coding region runs from base 486 to 1514 and encodes 342 amino acids.